AUGGUCUGGAUAGUGGCUGUAGUAGGAUUCUGGGAGCGAGCAGCCUUUUGGGGCAUCGCUGCGCCUUGGCAAAACUACAUGGAGAAUCCACAACAUUACACCAUAGAAGGCACCCCGGGAGCCCUGAAUCUCGGCCAGGCAACAGCAACACGCAUCUUCUGCGGUUUCUUUGUAGUCUACUUCACCUGCCCAAUCCUCUUUGCACCACUGGUAGACAGUCGUGUGGGACAGUACAAGACAUUAGUCAUCAGCCUUGGAGUGUACGUGCUAGGAUGCAUUGCCUUGGCCAUCAGUUCGUACCCGAGCAUGCUUGACCGAGGAGCCGGCCUUCCGGGUUUACUCAUGUCAAUGGCCUUGAUCGCCUUAGGAGGCGGAUGUUCGCAAGCUACCAUCAGGUCCUUUAUUGCUGCGCAGUACAAAGAUAGGACCCCACGACUCCGAACAUGCCCGCCAUCUCGAAAUCGAUGCUUGGAUUUCCUUCGAAAGCGGUUGCAGAAUACAAACUUCUCCAAAUGGCUGCCAGCCGCUUCGACUGAAGAAGUCGUCGUAGUCGAUCCUGAACUUACCCUCAAGUUCAUAUAUACCUUGCUGUUUUGGGUUGGGAAUGUAGGCGCACUGUUGGUGUUCCCAAUUGUUUGCAUCGAGAGAUUUUUUGGCUUCUUCCCCGCCUUUGUCUUGGGCGGCGGCUGUGCACUCAUGGCCUUUUCGAUCAUCAUUGCUGGCAAGAAAUACUUUGUAAAACCUCCCCUUGCAGACAAUGUGAUGAUACCAGCAACGAAGGUACUUGGCUGUGCUGUGCGCAACAAAUUUGAGAUGAAGCGUACAGACCCUGCUUACCAGCUUGCCAAUCGAGGCAAAAUAGUGCCCUGGAGUAGCGAAUUAUCCAAUGAAAUCACACGCGCAUUGGGUGCUUGCAGGGUUCUUCUAGCAUUCAUCAUUUUCUACAUUUGCUUCGACCAAAUGCAGAACAACCUGAUAUCUCAAGCAGGUGACAUGAACAAAGGGCAGACACCCAACGAAGUCGUACCAAGUAUGAACCAGGUCGCCUGCAUCGUCAUCAGUCCGUUAGUAGAAUACGUUCUUGAUCCAGCACUUUCCAAGCAACGCAUUUACCUGAAGCCCGUUACUCGCAUCGCCAUUGGCUUUACUUUCAUCUCGCUUUCCAUGGCUUACGCAGCCGUGGUACAGCACUUCAUCUAUAUUUCCCCGCCUUGUUUCAAUCAUCCGUCUUCAUGCGAGGACCGUCAUCUGGUUGCCCAGCAACGACCGAACAUUUGGAUACAAACGCCUGUAUUUGUGCUCAUGGCUGCGGGCGAGGUCUAUGCCAUGACUACGGCCAUGGAGUACGCAGAGACGCAUUCGCCCAAGGAGACGAAAGUGCUCGUACAAUCUAUCAACAUGCUCAUUACCGGCGUCGGGUCCAUGUUUGCCAUGGCAAUUGCUGAAGCGGCUCGCGACCCAUAUUUGAUGAUCUUCUACUCCAGUCUGGCCGGUGCCAUGGCUCUCACCACAAUUGUGUUCUACGCCUUGUUUCGGAACAAAGACGAGUCCAGUCUUCCAUUCAAUUCAGAGGGCAUCAUAAAGAUGGAGAAUGAAGAGGGUAAUGACAUUUCUUGUGCAGCACGUGCACCACGGGAUUCUGUGCACCCAGAUACGAGUAUUGGUACCCAGGCGAUGGUCACCAAAGCAGAGUAGAGAGACUUCCCAAGUAUUUCCCGCGUUCAGAC
This is a messenger RNA of Bipolaris sorokiniana ND90Pr, 1727 nucleotides long. RefSeq lists its product as uncharacterized. The transcript is spliced from 6 exons. Gene Ontology annotation, biological process: transmembrane transport. Gene Ontology annotation, cellular component: fungal-type vacuole; plasma membrane. Gene Ontology annotation, molecular function: tripeptide transmembrane transporter activity; dipeptide transmembrane transporter activity. Bases 1 to 1695 code for a protein of 564 amino acids. Lineage: Eukaryota; Fungi; Ascomycota; Dothideomycetes; Pleosporales; Pleosporaceae. The record is from RefSeq and is a predicted model, not a curated record.